GUUGGGAGGAGCGGAGGGGCAGCCGAUUGGGCCCAGGCCCGGCCCCGCCGCCGCCGCCAUGAACAGCGUUGGGGGCGCCGAUGAGAUCGGAAAGUUGUUUGUGGGUGGCCUAGAUUGGAGCACGACACAAGAAACGCUCCGUAGCUACUUUUCCCAAUAUGGGGAAGUUGUCGACUGUGUAAUAAUGAAGGAUAAGACAACCAAUCAGUCGCGGGGAUUUGGAUUUGUCAAGUUCAAAGAUCCCAACUGUGUGGGGACAGUCCUGGCCAGCAGGCCCCAUACAUUAGAUGGACGAAACAUCGAUCCAAAGCCCUGUACCCCUCGAGGAAUGCAACCAGAGAGGACACGACCAAAGGAGGGAUGGCAGAAAGGAUCCAGGAGCGACAAUAAAUCGAAUAAAAUUUUUGUCGGUGGGAUCCCUCACAACUGUGGUGAGACGGAGCUCAGGGAAUACUUCAAAAAGUUUGGAGUGGUCACUGAAGUGGUAAUGAUCUAUGAUGCAGAGAAGCAGCGGCCCCGAGGUUUUGGAUUUAUUACUUUCGAGGACGAACAAUCAGUGGACCAGGCUGUCAACAUGCAUUUUCACGACAUCAUGGGCAAAAAAGUGGAGGUGAAGCGUGCCGAGCCUCGGGAUAACAAAAGCCAGACGCCAGGGCCGACGGGUGCCAGCCAGUGGGGAAGCCGCAUCAUGCCAAGCGCUGCCAAUGGCUGGGCAGGGCAGCCCCCACCGACUUGGCAGCAAGGCUACGGGCCUCAAGGUAUGUGGGUACCAGCAGGACAAGCACUUGGUGGGUACGGCCCCCCUCCUCCAGGCCGAGGAGCUCCACCACCACCACCGCCUUUUACCUCGUACAUCGUCUCCACACCUCCAGGAGGAUUUGCACCCCCACAGGGCUUCCCACAGGGAUACGGCACCCCUCCACCCUUCAGCUUUGGCUACGGUGCUCCGCCUCCUCCGCCCGACCAGUUUGCCCCCGCUGGCGUUCCUCCACCGCCUGCCACCCCCGGGGCCACACCACUAGCUUUCCCACCACCACCGCCACCAUCUCAGCCAACUCAGGACAUGAGCAAGCCACCAACCGGCCAACCAGAAUUCCCCUAUAGUCAGUUUGGGCUGGGUACCUAUUCUCAAGACCCUUCAGGCUUCGGGCCAAUUCUUUGUUUACACACUUAUGGUCAGGCUGAGAAGUGAGUUACCCUAGG
Messenger RNA from Euleptes europaea (tarantolino), 1203 nucleotides. RefSeq names its product DAZ associated protein 1 (gene DAZAP1). Gene Ontology annotation, cellular component: cytoplasm. The record is from RefSeq and is a predicted model, not a curated record. The coding region runs from base 59 to 1192 and encodes 377 amino acids. Gene Ontology annotation, molecular function: RNA binding. The transcript is spliced from 12 exons. NCBI's taxonomy places the organism in Eukaryota, Metazoa, Chordata, Lepidosauria, Squamata, Sphaerodactylidae.